AUGUUGGUAGCAGAAUGGGAUAAACAGAAAGGUGGUUAAGUCUAUAGCAUAUGAAGAGAUGGUAUGUGCGUUAGACAAUCGAUCUCGAUUGGUGGUUCUGGUUUGACAUACGUGUAUGGCUAUGUAGACGCACAGUACAAGUCUAACAUGUCAAAAGACGACCCAGACAGCACACAUGUCCAAAAUACAUCCAAAAGAUAUCCAAAGGAUAUCCAGAGGACGUCUUGUAGUCCCAAAACCAUCCUCUGGACGUCUUUUGGAUAUGUUGUGCUGUCUGGGGAGUGCCUCAAGCUGAUGAAGAACACACUCGCAUUAGCCAUGGCUCGCGAUGGUAGCAGCGGUAGCGUCAUACGAACUGGUGUGAUUACGGAAAAAGGAAUCGAAAGGAAAGUCAUAUUGGGCAACGAGUUGCCGCGCUUUUACAAAGGUUGAAGAUGAUUAAAUCUCUG
Molecule: messenger RNA, 449 nt
Organism: Linepithema humile (Argentine ant)
Lineage: Eukaryota; Metazoa; Arthropoda; Insecta; Hymenoptera; Formicidae
Source: RefSeq, a predicted model, not a curated record